Salvia miltiorrhiza (redroot sage) is the source of this 701-nucleotide messenger RNA. Its product is annotated as NADH dehydrogenase [ubiquinone] iron-sulfur protein 6, mitochondrial. Gene Ontology annotation, biological process: mitochondrial electron transport, NADH to ubiquinone. The record is from RefSeq and is a predicted model, not a curated record. NCBI's taxonomy places the organism in Eukaryota, Viridiplantae, Streptophyta, Magnoliopsida, Lamiales, Lamiaceae. The transcript is spliced from 3 exons. The coding region runs from base 198 to 527 and encodes 109 amino acids.
UUUCUUUUUGAUUAAAAAAAAAAAAGUUGCAUAUGCCUCGAGAGAAAUAUAGAGGAUAGGAAUGAAGCAACAUAAGAAAUUUUAGGUGGCAAACGAAAUUACUGAUACUCCACUUUAUAUUCCGCACAACUCUUUCAUGUGCCCUUUAUCUCUCUUGUACUAAAUCGAGCGCUCUCUCUACACCUCAGCCCCCGACAAUGGCGGCAUUCAGGGGAAAGAAUGGACUAACAAUGGCGACGCACCUCAUGAAAACCCUAACUGGAUCUUCGAGAAGCCUCAGCGGCAUCGUUAGCAGCGAAGUUGCCACCUCUCAUACCCAAAAAUGGAUGCAGGAUUCGAGUAAAAAGUCUCCAAUGGAGUUGAUCAAUGAAGUUCCACCAAUCAGAGUAGGAGACAGGAUUGCUGUUUGUGAAGGAGAUAGUGACCCGGCACUUGGUCAUCCAGUUGAGUUCAUAUGCCUCGACAAGGAUGAGCCAGCGGUGUGCAAGUAUUGUGGUCUGCGUUACGUGCAAGACCAUCAUCACUAGACGAUGGGUCUCUGGUUUUUGCUGUUUUAAAGUAUGUCAUCCCAGUUGUUAUAAGCUGUAAUUUUCAGAUAACAUGGUGUUUGGCAUGGCUGCCAAGUAUUCUUGCUCCUCAAAAUAAGGAUUCCUUGCACAUUUUGAAUGAAAACUGCUCCUGUUCGGAGCAAAUUGGCAUCA